AUGGAACCCCAAAUUCGUCGGCGGCAAACGAAAAGCCGACGGAAUCGCGAUGGCCUGAUUCGGUUCGCCCGUGACAGAACGAGCCAAAAUGGCGAAGAUGGGAUUAUCGAACGAUUAUUUCAACUACUACCAACCGAAAGCGAGCGUUGGUGCGUCGACUUGGGCGCCUGGGACGGAGUUCAUUUGAGCAACACUAAUUCGCUGCUGGUUGCCACAGCUGAUGAGCAUGUGUCUGCCGCAAACAGCACUCUAUGGCAUGGUGUGCUAGUGGAAGCCGACACAGACCGCUUUCAACACUUGCAACAGCUUUACGUCAAUAGAGGCAAUGUUUGUUUGAACGUAUCAGUUUCCGGCAUGUCUGAUUCGCCGCACACACUGGAAAAUAUUUUGAAGACACACGGUGACCGAAUUAGCUUACCCAGUGACUUUGAUUUUCUAUGCAUCGAUAUUGACGGUGCCGACUACUGGGUGUGGCACGAUCUAUUGAAGUCGGAAUCCUACCGCCCUAGGGUUGUCUGCGUGGAGUUCAAUCCGACCAUACCGGAUGAUUUAAUUUACAUUCCAGAAAGAAGUGACGUGAUACGACAAGGGUGCAGUCUAGCGGCGUUGGUAGAGCUUGCCAACGAAUACGACUACGUCCUGGUCGAAACGACCUUGUACAAUGCUUUUUUCGUCCCGAUAUCACUCUACGACUCCUAUCUGGCUGACGAAAUUCCGGAUACUUCGAUUGAAGUCCUACACGAGACUACAAUGGGUACAGCCCUUUAUCAGCUUUAUGACGGUUCCAUCAAGUUGUGGGGUUGCAAAAAACUCCUCUGGCAUCGACUACCGAUGGACGAGUCCAAGGUGCAGAUGCUACCGAGAGGGCAGCGUCAGUUUCCAUUUGCCCCCCGCGAGACCAAAAAUUCAUUGGCAAUGAGCCACGCUGUUGACUUGCGCGUUUGCUACAGCGAAACAUCUUCCGCCGACCAACGUGCAAUAUGCUCCGCCAAUCUCGUUCGUCAGUUACAGAAGGACGGCUUUUGCUACGUGCGUGGGACAGGAAUUGCUCGACAAACGUGCCAAAGAGCACUGGAGGCGACGCACUCGCUGCUUCAAGAUGCGGACGAAUGUGUGCGUCGGUCGUGUUUGACCACAGACCGUGCUCGGCGCGGGUACAGUCCCAUGUGUACCGAGAAUUUCAGUUCGCUGUUGGGAGAAACGGGACCGAACGAUUUGGUGCGCAAGUUUCGGGUAGGACCCGUCGAUGGACACGAGGGGGGCGGUGCGCUGCUGCAGCCGAAUGUCUGGCCAGUCGAAGGGACGUGGGACGCGCCGACGGCGGCCGCUUUUCGCGCACACGUCGAAGCGUACUACGGUUCCAUUUGUGCGGCAGCCACGACGAUGGUGACGACCAUUUGCCAAGGUAUCUUGGCGAUGUAUCCGGAUCUCGAGGCCGCAUUGGCUCCACUGAUGAAGGAAUCACUGGCACACUCAUCGAUUCUAACGCUUCUGGGAUACCGCGUUGGCUCUCGUCACAAGGGUCGAUCGAAAGGUCCGUUGGUGGCGGCGCAUACGGACGUGGGCGUGAUUACCGUGCUCGUCUUCGAUGACGGUGAUUGCGCAACCUUGCAACGCCGUACCGGACAGGGAGACUGGGAGGACGUUGUUUUGCCCGCGUCGGUGCCGGACGAUCCCAUUUUUGUCGUGAACGUGGCGGACUGUUUUUCCGAAUUGAGUGGUGGACGUUUGCCUUCGACGAUUCAUCGAGUAGUCGCGCGACCGGGAAAGACGCAACCGCGCAACGGCUGUGCCUUAUUUGUGGGACUGGAUCCUCACGAAAUGCUAUGUAUCCAGGACGAAGCGAUGACGUACGAAUGCUGGCGCAAACGACGGAUCGCACGAGCGCAAACGGUACACCGAGAGUCGUCGUCGUCAUAGUGGUCCACAUCGGCCGAGUCUUGCUCUAGCGCAAGAACGCCUGUGUAAAUCGGCGUAAACGACAGUCGACUAUAGUGUUGACCGGAGGUGUACGACAAUUGCGUCGCGUGUCUUUGAAAGGGUAUAUAGUUUAUACUAUAAUACAUACUUUGUAAUU
Messenger RNA from Phaeodactylum tricornutum CCAP 1055/1, 2077 nucleotides. Its product is annotated as iron ion binding protein. The transcript has a single exon. The coding region runs from base 1 to 1920 and encodes 639 amino acids. NCBI's taxonomy places the organism in Eukaryota, Bacillariophyta, Bacillariophyceae, Surirellales, Neidiaceae. The record is from RefSeq and is a predicted model, not a curated record. Gene Ontology annotation, molecular function: dioxygenase activity.